This is a messenger RNA of Acaulospora morrowiae, 1500 nucleotides long. The record is from the annotation of a GenBank genome assembly. Lineage: Eukaryota; Fungi; Glomeromycota; Glomeromycetes; Diversisporales; Acaulosporaceae.
AUGGUUUUAGCAGAUCUUGGUCGUCGCAUUAAUGCGGCGUUAGCCCAAAUUAACAAAGAACCAGUCAUCGACGCUAAAGUUCUCGAUGCAUUGUUAAAAGAAAUCUGCCAUGCACUUUUGGAGGCCGAUGUAAAUGUUCGCUUAGUAGGGAGUUUAAGAAAUAACGUAAAAACUGCCGUGAACAUCCAAGAUCUAGCUGCAGGGAUAAAUAAACGGAAAGUCAUACAAAAGGCGGUUCUUGAUGAACUUUGUCGGCUUGUCGAACCAGGUGUCGAGCCAUUCAAGCCAAAAAAGGGUGCAUGCAACAUCAUCAUGUUCGUCGGUUUGCAAGGUAGCGGUAAAACGACGACUUGUACAAAACUGGCGUACCAUUAUCAACGUAAAGGAUGGAAAGUAUGCCUCGUGUGCGCUGAUACAUUUCGUGCUGGCGCAUUUGAUCAACUGAAACAGAAUGCAACCAAAGCUAAGAUACCAUAUUAUGGAAGUUACACGGAAACGGACCCUGUUCAAAUAGCUCAUGAAGGUGUAGAAAAAUUUAAAAAGGAACAUUUCGAAAUAAUAAUUGUUGAUACAUCUGGUAGGCAUAAGCAAGAGUUCGAAUUAUUUGAGGAAAUGAAACAGAUUUCUUCUGUGGUGAGUCCAGAUAAUACCAUUUUUGUAAUGGACGCAACAAUCGGACAAGCUGCCGAAGCUCAAGCUAGAGCUUUCCAUGAGGCAGCAGAUAUUGGUUCUAUUAUUAUAACUAAGAUGGACGGUCACGCGAAAGGUGGUGGGGCUAUAUCAGCUGUGGCAGCGACGCAUAGUCCUAUUAUUUUUAUCGGUACUGGUGAACACAUUCACGACUUAGAAAGGUUUGAACCUAGACGAUUUGUUCAAAAAAUGCUAGGGAUGGGAGACAUUUCUGGUCUGAUGGAAACAGUGCAAGAUUUAAAAUUAGAUCAGAAUAAGAAUUUAAUGAAAAACUUAGAACAAGGAAUCUUUACCAUAAGAGAUAUGUACGAGCAGUUUCAAAACAUAUCUAAAAUGGGACCACUUUCAAAAAUGAUGCAAAUGAUGCCCGGCAUGUCAGAAAUGAAUUUUGAAGGGUUAAUGACAAUUAUGGAUAGUAUGAGUGAAUCUGAACUUGAUUCAGAAGGUAAAAUUUUUUAUCAAAAACCCAUCCGUAUACAGCGUGUUGCUAGAGGUUCUGGCACUUCCGUAAGAGAAGUGGAAGAGCUUUUGGAUCAACACAAGGUAUUUCAAGGAAUGGUCAAGAAAUUUGGUAAAGGAUUUCUUAAAGGUGGUGCAGGUCCAGGGAUGGAUACUUCGAAAAUGUCUCCUCAGCAAAUGCAACAGAAAAUGGCACAGAUGCAAAGGAUGCUUCCUCGUGGUAUGGCCGGUAUGAACAUGAACAAUAUGAUGCGUCAAAUGAUGAAUGGGUUGGGCGGAGGUGGAUUAGGCGGUAUGCCAGAUCUAAGUCAGAUGCAGAAUAUGAUGAAGCAAAUGGGAAAUCGACGAUGA